AUGGAAUCUAUUGAUCAUUGCAGGCAAGGCGAUGCGCCAGAAAGAAAUCAAAAAGAUAAAGAAAAAAGGCUUGAUAAAAAUGGCAAAGCCAAAUUAAAAGAUUUAGAGGAUAAACUUUCCAAAAUAUUGGACACAAAAAAGGUAAAAUUUCUAGAGGAAAAAAAAAAAUUUGAUCCAACUUUUUUUAUCCACUAUCUUAAUGCUAAUUAUGGUGAUGAAAGUUCUGCAAAUGAAGACAGUGACGAUGGAUAUUCGGAUGAUGAUGAUAAAGCAUCUGAAGGAUCUGAAAAGCAUAUUCCACUUCCUCCUGGUAAACCUCCUUCAAAUGAAUCAGAUAACGAUUUACCAGAACUACCACCUGGAACACCUCCAAAACAUGAUGAUUCAGAUGAUGAUUUACCAGAAUUACCACCUGGUCCGCCGCCUUCAUUACACAAUAAUGAUGGAAAUGCACAAUCUUCGGGAAUAUCUAGAUCACCACCCUUCGGAUUUAGAUCACCGAGUAUGCCUGCAGGUCCACAAUAUCCACCUCCACAAAGGCAAGGAGCUCCUUUGAGACCAUUAGAUUCUCGACCGCCACCUUUUAGUGUAAAUAAGGUGAUAAGAGAUCAUAUGAAAAAUAAUUACAGUAUUGAUUCAUUAGAUUCUUAUGGUUCUUCCCAAAGAGCAUUUCCACAACCCAUCGUCACUGACAAGAGUCAACCAAUGAAUGCAUCAUUACUUAAAUCUACCACGACGGCUACACCGGUUAUUCAAGCAGAACCUCAAGUCCGUAAUCUUCAAAAAGAGUUAACUACACUUGUUCCUGCUGCACUGCUAAGAAAGAAAGCAGAUGCUCGUAAGCCAAAAGUAGCACGGCCUGUCGUAAAUGCUGCACCUAAUAUUGAUGAUGGUAUAGGAACAUCUACUUCAUCAGUAAAAAGAAAUGCUUCAAUAGCAAUUCCAUUAUUACAACAACAAACUGAUUAUGAUGUUCAAUCAUCCGAACAAAAACAACCUGUUGCAAGUACAUCAUCACCAGCAAAAAAAGCAAAGACUAAAAAGAAAGUUGAUGAAUAUGAUAAAUUCAUGGCUGAAAUGCAAGAUUUGUUAUAG
Messenger RNA from Racocetra fulgida, 1095 nucleotides. The record is from the annotation of a GenBank genome assembly. NCBI's taxonomy places the organism in Eukaryota, Fungi, Glomeromycota, Glomeromycetes, Diversisporales, Gigasporaceae.